Messenger RNA from Aspergillus ibericus CBS 121593, 339 nucleotides. RefSeq names its product CFEM domain-containing protein. The transcript is spliced from 3 exons. The coding region runs from base 53 to 286 and encodes 77 amino acids. Lineage: Eukaryota; Fungi; Ascomycota; Eurotiomycetes; Eurotiales; Aspergillaceae. The record is from RefSeq and is a predicted model, not a curated record.
ACUAAACAUAUAUCCAUCCUCUACAAUCCAUACAAUUUCCAUAUCUGUCAACAUGAAACCCUCCCUCCUCAUCCUCCUCUCCCUCCUCUCCCUAACAACAGGCCAAACCAUCCCUCAAUGUCUAGGCGACUGCGUCAACUCCAGCACCGUCUGCGAAGCCGGCGAUAUCAAUUGUUACUGCACCAAUGCCGGGUUUCAGCAGGGCGUGCGGGAUUGUUUGAAUGAGAGGGGGUGUCAGGGGGAUUUACAGGCGGGGGUGGAUUUGCAGAAUGAGAUUUGUGGGUAGUCAUUCACUAUGGCGGAUUAUGUACGGAGUAUAGAGUGAGGUAUGGAAAGUGG